GCAACGUUAUGGCACAAAGUGUGAACGACCGCCGGCGGAUAAAUGGACCAGAAGAAAGCUUUCCGCCCGUAUUCGAUGAUGAGGAUGAUGAUGAAUUCAAGUUGAAAACGCAGCGCAAACGGGGACCUGGUGAUAUCAGGCCGAUAUUCCUCCAGCCAGGUCUUAUAAGCCAGGCCAAUGGAUCUGCAUAUAUCGAAACAGAAAAAACCAAAAUUGCAUGCGCUGUGUAUGGACCACGGCAGUCUAAAACUACUACCUACAGCGAAAAGGGUCGGCUGAAUGUCGAAGUCAAGUUUGCCCCUUUCUCGUGUACGCGUCGAAGGGCACCGAUGCGCGACGCCGAGGAUAGAUCUAUUGGUGUAUCAAUACAUCAAGCAAUCGUAUCAUCAAUACGCUUGGAGUUAUUCCCAAAGUCGACCAUUGAUGUGUUCAUCACGAUCAUCGAGAACGAUGGAAUUGAAGGCUGUAUCGCAUCUGGGUCAUUGGCUGCAAGCACUGCACUUGCUGAUGCCGGAAUUGAAAUGUUGGGGCUCGUUGCAUCAUGCUCCGCUGCUAUUGUCGGAGACGGCAUUCAACUUGAUCCAACCGAAGCUGAAGCACGGGCCUCCAGCGGCACUGUGAUACUUGCUUGUAUGCCGGCUUUGGAUAGUAUCACCAGUAUCUGGCAGUCGGGACAGAUGUCCGCUGACUUGUCUUUGAAGUGCAUGGAACAAUGUUAUGAGCGGUGUAAUGAUAUUCAUUCGAUAGUCGCGCAGUCUCUACUUGAACACAGGAAAACCGAUUGACAUCGCUUUCGGUCUCCGAGGUGCAUUAUCACUUUUCACACAUCAACGUUGGCCGUUGUACAUGAUAUUGGAACAUACUUGUCAGGACGACGUCUGAUUUUCAAUUUUUAACUACUGAACAAGAACAAGAAAAGUUCCAAGCCUUUCGUUUGUCCCAUGCCCAUGUAGUAUUAACCGACGACAUACAAGUGUUCGAACUAGCACACCCACUGGUGGAUUUUUUCUUGAGGUCCUUCACGCGCAAUCCUCUUCGAAGUUCGGC
Molecule: messenger RNA, 1047 nt
Organism: Suillus discolor
Lineage: Eukaryota; Fungi; Basidiomycota; Agaricomycetes; Boletales; Suillaceae
Product: 3' exoribonuclease family, domain 1-domain-containing protein
Exons: 6
Coding region: 9-785 (258 amino acids)
Biological process (GO): U4 snRNA 3'-end processing; nuclear mRNA surveillance; rRNA catabolic process
Cellular component (GO): nuclear exosome (RNase complex); cytoplasmic exosome (RNase complex); nucleolus
Source: RefSeq, a predicted model, not a curated record